Molecule: messenger RNA, 2700 nt
Organism: Talaromyces amestolkiae
Lineage: Eukaryota; Fungi; Ascomycota; Eurotiomycetes; Eurotiales; Trichocomaceae
Exons: 5
Coding region: 1-2700 (899 amino acids)
Biological process (GO): DNA replication; double-strand break repair via break-induced replication; mitotic DNA replication initiation
Cellular component (GO): MCM complex; nucleus
Molecular function (GO): single-stranded DNA helicase activity; single-stranded DNA binding; 3'-5' DNA helicase activity
Source: RefSeq, a predicted model, not a curated record
AUGAGUUCACCGUUGCGCCCCAGCAACUCUGCUGCAAAUCGCGGCUUGGGUAGUUUGGGUCGUCGCAAGAGAGACCGAGAGCCUGAUGAUGAAACCUCAUCGGUUGCUCCUCCAUCAAGUCCACCUCCAUCAUCACCUCCUAUGCUUCCAUUCGACGAUGAACUAGACCGAGAUGAAGAGGAUGAGAUUGAAGGAGAUAUUGACGACAUUGAAGAGUUGGCAGAGGAUGAAGAUGGCAUCGACCUCUUCGCUGAUGGAUUUGAACGAGACUACAACGCCAACCAGGAAGAAUACCGUGGCGCUUAUAUCAAUGAUGACGAAGAGCAAGAAGAACUCGAUAUGGCGACUCGACGACAGCUUGAUGCCCGCCUGAAUAAACGAGAUCGGGAAUUGGCACGCCGCAGACGCAUGCCCGCUGCCUUCCUCCAGGACGAUGACGAGGAUACUAAUAUGGACCUCAGCCGUCAAGUGCGUCGUAGAAGACACCAUUAUGACGAGGACCGAGAUGAUAUGGAUAUGCAGGAAGAUAUUCUGGAUGAGGAGCUCUCUCUGGAAGAGUUGGGCGAUGUCAAGUCUGCAAACUUAACAGAGUGGAUUCUCCAACCACAAGUCAUGCGUACCAUUGGCCGUGAAUUCAAAGCCUUCAUGACCGAAUUCAUUGAUGCUUCCGGCCGAUCCGUAUAUGGUGAGCGCAUCAAGACCUUGGGUGAGGUCAACUCUGCAUCUCUAGAAGUCUCUUACGACCAUCUUGUGGCAGCCAAAGCUGUUCUGGGAUUCUUUGUUGCCAACGAACCGACAGAAGUGCUGAAGAUUUUCGACCAGGCUGCACUCGAAACUACUCUCUACCAUUAUCCUCAUUUCGCUGAUAUUCAAAAUGAGAUCCACGUGCGCAUUACAGAUCUCCCUCUUUGCUACUCACUAAGAGACCUCCGCCAAUCCCAUCUCAACUGUUUGGUCAGGGUAAACGGUGUCGUCACUAGGCGAACUGGAGUGUUCCCUCAGCUGAAAUUCGUCAUGUUCCGCUGCAAUAAGUGUGAAGUUACGCUCGGUCCUUUCCAACAAGAGGCAGCCCAGGAGGUCAAGAUAUCUUUCUGCCAGAAUUGUCAAUCCCGAGGUCCCUUCACCAUGAACUCAGAGAAGACUGUUUAUCGAAAUUAUCAGAAAUUGACUCUACAAGAGUCUCCUGGCUCAGUACCUGCUGGCCGACUCCCCCGUCAACGAGAAGUCAUUCUACUCGCAGAUUUGAUUGAUAUUGCCAAGCCUGGUGAUGAGGUCGAGGUCACUGGUAUCUACAGAAAUAGCUACGACGCCCAACUCAAUAAUAAAAACGGCUUCCCUGUCUUUGCAACGAUCCUCGAGGCUAACCACGUCGUCAAGUCCCAUGAUCAAAUGGCUGGAUUCCAUUUGACUGAGCAAGAUAUUGAGCAAAUCCGGUUGCUUUCCAGGGAGCCCGACAUUGUCGACAAAAUCGUGCGUUCGAUUGCGCCGAGUAUUUAUGGACAUGAAGACGUCAAGACUGCGGUAGCACUCUCCUUAUUUGGGGGUGUGAGAAAAGAAGCUCAAGGCAAAAUGGCCAUUCGUGGAGAUAUCAACGUUCUCCUGCUCGGUGACCCAGGAACUGCAAAGUCACAGGUGUUGAAAUAUGUCGAAAAAUCAGCACAUAGGGCUGUUUUCGCAACGGGUCAAGGUGCUAGUGCAGUCGGUCUGACAGCCAGCGUCCGACGAGACCCUUUGACUAGUGAAUGGACUUUGGAAGGAGGCGCUCUAGUGCUCGCCGACCGAGGUACCUGCUUGAUCGAUGAGUUCGACAAGAUGAAUGACCAGGAUCGAACCUCAAUCCACGAAGCUAUGGAGCAGCAGACUAUUUCAAUUUCUAAAGCUGGUAUCGUCACAACACUCCAAGCUCGCUGUGCAGUCAUUGCCGCGGCCAACCCAGUAGGCGGUCGAUACAACGGAACAAUCCCAUUUUCUCAGAACGUUGCAUUGACAGAGCCAAUUCUCUCUCGUUUCGAUAUACUCUGCGUAGUGCGGGACACUGUGCAGCCAGCUGAGGAUGAGCGACUUGCCAAAUUCGUUGUCGAGUCACACUCCCGCGCCAACCCCGCAAAGCCUCUUAGAGAUGAAAAGGGUAGAACUAUCAACAAGGAAGGGGAGCUUAUUGAUGAAGAAGGCUACCGUGUUGACAAGGCUGGCAAUCGUCUGCCGCUUACUCCAGAGGAGCAACAGUCUCGGGCAGAAGCUCGGAGAAAGGCCGAAGAAGAGAAAGAAGGAGAAAUACCGCAAGAGUUGCUACGAAAAUAUAUUCUCUACGCUCGUGAGAGAUGUCAUCCGAAACUGUAUCAGAUCGACCAGGACAAGGUGGCACGACUUUUUGCAGACAUGAGACGGGAGUCCCUGGUUACGGGUGCUUAUCCCAUUACGGUCCGUCAUUUGGAAGCAAUCAUGCGUAUUGCCGAGGCCUUUUGCAAGAUGCGCCUGUCAGAGUACUGCUCGUCCCAAGACAUUGACCGAGCCAUUGCGGUUACAGUAGAAUCAUUCAUUGGAAGUCAAAAAGUCAGCUGCAAGAAAGCUCUAUCGAGGGCAUUUGCCAAGUAUACGCUGGCACGUCCCAAGCCUCAAUCAAAACGCAAGGCUGGUAUUCCUGUGGCUAAACCCUACAUGCAUCGGGAAAUCCAUGCUCCGAUUGAUGAUGACGAGUGA